Molecule: messenger RNA, 1963 nt
Organism: Salvelinus namaycush (lake trout)
Lineage: Eukaryota; Metazoa; Chordata; Actinopteri; Salmoniformes; Salmonidae
Product: tripartite motif-containing protein 16-like
Exons: 7
Coding region: 1-1623 (540 amino acids)
Molecular function (GO): protein-folding chaperone binding; zinc ion binding
Source: RefSeq, a predicted model, not a curated record
AUGUCAGCAGCCAUGGACUCAAUCAGUUGUUCAAUAUGUCUGGAUCUACUGAAGGAUCCGGUGACUAUUCCCUGUGGACACAGCUACUGUAUGGGCUGUAUUAAGGACUGCUGGGAUCAGGAUGAUCUGAAGGGUGUCUAUAGCUGCCCUCAGUGCAGACAGACCUUCACCCCAAGGCCUGUUCUGAACAGAAACACUAUGUUUUCUGAAUUGGUGGAGACUCUGAAGAAGACAGGACUCAAAGCUGGUACCCCUACUCACCAUUAUGCUGGACCUGGAGAUGUUGCGUGUGAUGUCUGCACUGGGAGAAAACUCAAAGCUGUCAAGUCCUGUCUGGUGUGUCUGGCCUCUUACUGUGAGACUCACCUCCAGCCUCACUAUGAAUCUCCUACCUUUAAGAAGCACAAGCUGGUCAAAGCCUCCACACAACUAGAGGAGAAGAUCUGCUCUCAUCAUGACAAACUGGUGGAGAUUUACUGCCGUACCGAUCAGCAGUUUAUCUGUUAUCUGUGUACAAUGGAUGAACAUAAAGGCCAUGAUACAGUCUCAGCUGAAUCAGAAAGGACUGAGAGACAGAGGAAGGUGGGAGAGAAAAAUAAGGAAUCCAAACAGAGAAUCCAGAAGAGACAGAAAGAGAUGCAUGAGGUGAGACAGGCUGUGAAGUCACUCAAGCGCUCUGCACAAGCAGCAGUGGGGGAAAGUGAGAGGAUUUUUACUGAGCUCAUCCGCUCCGUUGACAGAAUGCGCUCUGAGGUGAAAGAGCUGAUCAGAGCCCAGGAGAAGGCUGAAGUGAGUCGGGCUGAAGGACUGCUGAAGCAACUGGACCAGGAGAUGGCUGAGCUGAGGAGGAGAGAGGCCGAGUUGGAGCAGCUCUCACACACAGAAGACAACAUCCAAUUCCUCCAGUAUUUCCAGUCUCUCUAUGUCCCUCUAUUACCCAGCAUCACUGUCAACCACCACAUCUCCUUUGAGGAUGUAAAGAAAUCAGUCUCUGGGCUGAAAAGUAAAGUUGAAAAUAUAUGUUCUGCGGAAAUUGCCAAAAUCUCUGUAAAAAUGACAAAAGUCCACAUUAAGACGAGGCCUGAACCCAAGACCAGAGAGGAGUUCUUGGAAUAUUCCUGCCAGCUCACAUUGGAUCCCAACACAGCACAUAAAAUGCUGUGUCUGUCUGAGGGGAACAGAAAGGUAACACAGAGUAACAACAACCAGCUUUAUCCUGACCAUCCAGACAGAUUUACCAAUGGCUGCCAGGUGUUGUGUAGAGAGGGUCUGUCUGGAGCCUGCUACUGGGAGGUAGAGUGGACCGGGGUGGAGGUUUAUAUAGCUGUCUCAUAUAAAGGGAUAAACAGGAGAGCCUGGGAUUGGUUUGGAGCCAGUAAUCAGGCCUGGUGUUUGGAGUGUGGUGCCUUUGACUGCUCUUUCUGGUACAAUGGUAAACGGACUGCCAUAUGUGUCCCCCUUUCCACCAGAGUAGGAGUGUACCUGGACCACAGGGCAGGAACUCUGUCCUUCUACAGUGUCUCUGACACAAUGACGCUCCUCCACAGAGUCCAGACCCCAUUCACUGAACCCCUCUAUCCUGGGUUCGGUUUCGAUUAUGGAUCUGUGAAUAUACUGACAUAGACACAGUCAUUCACUUUGAUGAGAAUACAGACAAGCUUUAUCCUCUUAAGACUACAGUGCCCGAUUUCGGGCACUAGAUUUACAGGUAAUUAUUGAUCAUAUGUUUAGUUAUUUUAUUUAUUUCACAACGUUUAUAAGUCAGAACAAAACAAACUAGACAGUUAAAGGACACUCAGAGGCAGGUGCAUCAAAGCUGGUACCGAGAGACCGAAAAACAGCUUCUAUUUCCAGGACAUCAGACUGUUAAACAGUCAUCACUAGCUGGCCUCUGCCCGGUAACCUUCCCCGAACACUGUCACUAGCUGGUUACCACCUGAUACUCUGCCCUGCACCUUAGAGA